AUGGCUGAAUCACCGAACGAAGCACCUGGUCAUAACGAACUUGCAGACCAAGCAGAAACACUAUCCAGGGGCCUCCACAAGCUUCACUGUGACUGCGUGCAUGAAAGUACCGCUGCCGACAUUUCGAAUGUUGCCCAAGAGCUGAUCCUCCUUGCAACCGAGCUCAGAACCCUUGACAGUGCCGUCAGUGCGAACCGAGAACAAUAUACCGAAGCUUUUGAGGAGGAUUUGAACGAGAUGCGUACUCAUCUGGGGGGAAUAUUCGAUGACAUAGGAGAUUGCUGCGCAGAAAUGCAGAAAGCGGACGGACGCAAAACGAGUUCCAUCACCUGGUUACAGAAGAAACGGGCCGUCAAUAAGCUACACAAGCAUCUCGAGGCGAACAAGACCGCGCUCGUGGUGAUGCGGACGGUUCUUCACCAUGGCAAAGCCUACGGAAUACGAAGUUCACCAGAACGCCUGGCGGAGUCGUCACCUCAUGUGAUGCAAGAGGACCGCGCAAUUCUCGAGUCAAUCUUUGCCAGCAGAAAGGCAAUCUCAGAAUUGCACGAGCUUACAACCAAAGCCGAGGAAGAGAGUCCAGCUAGCUCAUCAUCGAAAACUGAAACGGUGCCCUCUUUCCAACCCGGCGCGCAUGGGCGAAACUUGUCCUCAGCCACUGGAGUUGAGGUUCCUGCGCUCGAGGAUGUCCUUCCCCCCAGCAAGACCGUCAAACAUAAACAAAGUGAAGAUUCUCUGGCGAAAAGAUUCUCCCGUCGAGGCAUAAGACUUGCUGUUCACAGUUCAAUCUUAGAUGCAAAUGCUCACGAGGUCCCAAUGUCCCUGAAGAAGAGAUGGUUUCAUCAAGGCAGAGCGAGGAAAAGUACUGAUCGACCAUUGAUCCAAGAUCAAUCCUUUGCGCAGCUCAGCAGGAUUUCCGAAGUGAACUCGACGACGCCCUCUGAGAAGGUUCCAGAAGAGCUAGCUCUCCAGAGAAGUGCAACCAGCCCCGACAAUACCUAUCCACGCGCAUCGGGUGACUCCAGUGAGCAUAGCCAAAUUGCAUCUGGCCGACUGUCGAAGGCAAAGAGGCGGAGCCUUACUCUUGUAGCAUCUGAUGUCGGCAAAACACUAAGCAAGGUCAUCACAAAAUUGUCGAACGCGACCAACAAUGCGGACAAGAAUGACAAGUCAAGUCUCGAGACUGGGAAAGGAAAGAAGGAAGACGGAAGGAAGAAUGGUAAUGACAAGUCGGGCUGGUCAUACCGCCUCUCCAAGCCUUUUGUACAACCUGAGUUGACGACACCAGACUUUGACAGAGAUGUCGAGAAUAUGGGUUUACGUUAG
Molecule: messenger RNA, 1326 nt
Organism: Exophiala dermatitidis NIH/UT8656
Lineage: Eukaryota; Fungi; Ascomycota; Eurotiomycetes; Chaetothyriales; Herpotrichiellaceae
Exons: 2
Coding region: 1-1326 (441 amino acids)
Source: RefSeq, a predicted model, not a curated record